GACGACACAUCAGUGUUCUCUCUCAUUUCAGUACCCGGGUGUUAUGCGUCCAUGACUGCCAAUUAGUUUUAUUAUUUAACUUAAAAUUAAAUUAAAAAAUUAAUUAUUUUAAAAUAAGUAUUUGAAUUAUUUAUAAUUAAUAUUUUUAAAAUGGCUAACGAGUAUAAAAAAGUAACUCAUGUUUUAUUUGACAUGGACGGUCUUCUUAUUGAUUCUGAAAGCGUGUACAAGACAAUAUACAAUAAAAUAGUAUCGGAAUUUGGGCAUAGUUACUGCGGUGAUGUGACAUAUCAAGUCCUUGGACGUCCUGAGGUUGUAGGAAUUGAAAUUAUUAUUGAUUAUUACAAACUACCCUUGAGUAUAGAAGAGGUUCAGUCUAAGUACCACCAAUUACAGAAGGAAUUAUUCGUCCAAGUUAGAAUGAUGCCAGGAGCUGAACGACUGUUACGACAUUUGCAUAAACACAACAUUCCGAUCGCACUUGCUACGAGUUCUAGCGAGAGCAGCUACGAACUAAAGACGAAAAAUCUUAAGCCGAUUUUCGAACUUUUCCAUCACCGUGUCCUGGGCGGCUCGGAUCCUGAUGUAAAAAAAGGAAAACCAGCCCCGGAUAUAUUCCUUGUUGCCGCUAGCAGAUUCUCUGACUCCGAUCCCGUUCAACCCUCUCAGUGUCUAGUCUUUGAAGAUGCGCCGAAUGGCGUACAAGCGGCCGUGAGCGCUGGUAUGCAAGUUGUGAUGGUACCAGACGAAAAUCUACCGAAGGAACUGAGCGAAAAAGCUACGAUGGUGCUACACAGUCUAGAAGAAUUUAAACCGGAAUUGUUUGGACUGCCUCCGUUCUCUGAGGAUUAGAAUAUUUACGAGACAUCCAACAAUUCAAGCGGUUAAACAAUGUAUUGAUUUUUAGAAACUAGACGUCAAUAAAUAUGCGCACCAUUUAUUUUAAUGUUGAUCAAUUAGUGCGUGAUAAUGUAAUAAUUAACGAUUCAGAAAAUUGAGGAAAUUAUUUAAAUAAAAUAAACAAAAUAUUAUUUUGAUAAAUAGUAUUAUCUGUUAAAGUAUCUAAAUAUGUAUUAUAGAAAAUAAAAUAAAUCAAUGCAUAC
Microplitis demolitor is the source of this 1103-nucleotide messenger RNA. RefSeq names its product pseudouridine-5'-phosphatase. The coding region runs from base 151 to 852 and encodes 233 amino acids. The record is from RefSeq and is a predicted model, not a curated record. NCBI's taxonomy places the organism in Eukaryota, Metazoa, Arthropoda, Insecta, Hymenoptera, Braconidae. The transcript has 4 exons. Gene Ontology annotation, molecular function: phosphatase activity.